Leptosomus discolor (cuckoo roller) is the source of this 448-nucleotide messenger RNA. It is a transcript of the gene FOXL1, whose product is annotated as forkhead box L1. NCBI's taxonomy places the organism in Eukaryota, Metazoa, Chordata, Aves, Leptosomiformes, Leptosomidae. Gene Ontology annotation, molecular function: DNA-binding transcription factor activity, RNA polymerase II-specific; RNA polymerase II cis-regulatory region sequence-specific DNA binding. The record is from RefSeq and is a predicted model, not a curated record. Gene Ontology annotation, biological process: cell differentiation; anatomical structure morphogenesis; regulation of transcription by RNA polymerase II.
AUGAGCCACAUCUACGGCAGCCACCGCUCCCCCAUGGGCAGCCCCUCCAUGGUGUAUCUCCCGGCCGCCCUGGGCUUUGCCCCCAGCGGGGCGAUCUCCAGGCAGGAUCCUCCGCAGAAACCCCCUUACAGCUACAUCGCCCUUAUCGCCAUGGCUAUCAAAGAAGCUCCGGAGCAGAAGGUGACCCUCAGCGGCAUCUACCAGUUCAUCAUGGACCGUUUCCCAUUCUAUCACGACAACAAGCAGGGCUGGCAGAACAGCAUCCGACACAACCUCUCCCUCAACGACUGCUUCGUCAAGGUACCCCGGGAGAAGGGGCGACCCGGCAAGGGCAGCUACUGGACCCUGGACCCCCGGUGCUUGGACAUGUUCGAGAAUGGCAACUACCGCCGGAGGAAGAGGAAGCCCAAAGCCCCGGGGCCACCGGAGGCGAAGGGCAGCGCGGAUG